CUUAAAACAAAAGGUAAGGGGAAAAACAAACGAGCUUGGUGGCCCACCCAAUAUUGUGGGGACAUCGAAAGUAACAUCUUGUAUAGUAGUAUUUAUUUUGAUGGAACUGGAAGAGUGAAGAUGAAGAGCCGUUCUUAAAAAUUAAAAAGCAAUCAACUUUUACACUUGACUGAGAGACACAAAAUAAUGAUACCACAUUGCCAUUGGGUACUUCAUAUUUUGUUGCUGUUGGUUAUCAUUUUCAACUCCCAAACAACAAUAUCCAGUACUACUUUUGCGUCCCAAGAAGUAGGAGGAGGAGGAGGAGACGAAGAGGCAGGGGAAGUGGUGGUGGGAUAUGGAUAUGAAAUCAAAUCAGCCUGGAUUGAUUCUGUCGGGAAGUCACUGAGUGCUUCUCUUCAACUCAUCCGAAACUCCUCCGUCUACGGCGCAGAUAUUCCCGAUCUCCUCCUCACUGCCAAGUAAGUAAUUAAACUUAAAUCCGUCAUCUCUUCUUGUUGAAGCCCUGUCGCCGUCGCCGGCGGCAGUACUGAUCAUUUAUUCAAUCGUGAUUUCGAAGUUCAUUUUGAAAUUUUCGAUUCGAUGAAACUGCGAAUCGAAUUGGUAGUUUUACUCUGUUUCGGCUAAAAUAAUGGUCCCAUAUCGCAGUCUGGUCAACGUAGCUACACCAUCCAUAUAGCUGUUUUAGAUAAUGUUUGUUAGAUUAAAUUGGAUGAAGUUCCUUAAAUAUAGUUUAUUGGUAGUAGUAAUUAUAAAAGGAAAACUUGUACUUUUUCAAAUUACGUAACCUUUUCUCCAUAAGAACGUUUAGAAGUAAUCCCUCCGAUCUUUAUUAUAAGGUAUUUUAAUUUCGUCAUAGGUUUAACAUAGCAUGUAUUUUUAAUUGAAAGAAAAACCUUAAAGAUAUAUUUCACAUUCGUUAUGUUUUUCUAAUUAUUAUGAAAUAUUUUUAAGGUUUUUAUUCCAAUUAAAAAAAUAUUUUAUGUGAAACAUAGGACGAAAUCAAAAUACGUUAUAAUGAGGACCGAAAGGGAGUAUUAUGGCAGACAUGGUUUAUUAAUUACUCCAAAGCACAAAUACUACUACAUUGGAUAUAUGUUCUAGUAUAACCAGAUUCCUGCAUUCUUAUACUCUAUUCAUCCCAAAAUUAUUAUUCAGUUUAUAUUUUCAUUUUUACUUUAAAUUGAUUAAAAAUUGAAAUCCCAAAUUAAAUAAUUAUGAGAAAUAAAGACUAUUUUUUUUAUCUCAAUGUUUUUUUGGUGUAAAAUUUUCUCUCAAAUGAUUGUUAAUGUGUUACAUAGCUGGUUUCGUACACUAUAAGCGUGUAACUUGCUUAAAAGUAAAGAGUUAGAACAUUGUUUUUAAAUCAAAAUUACUGGAAACUCUUUUUUUUUUAGUUACCAAAUAAUUACUUAUUCCGUUUUAAAAUUAAUCGUCUGCUUGUUAUAUUGGUAAAAUAUAUUUUUUUCGUCCCAAAAUUAUUGUUUAAUAAAAAAUUUCUUUUUUAGUACAAACAAAACUAAAACUAAAUGCUAGUACAAUCGCUUUCAGAGUCAAAUGAAAUCGUUAAAAUGAAUUCUGCGAGGGGCGAAUUUGUGAAUAAAUUUGAAUUUUUAUUUUUGACGCGAAUUUUCCUUUUACUAGUUUUGAAACAGAGGACCGUUUACGAAUUCGAAUAACAGACCCCAACCAGAAAAGGUGGGAAGUCCCAUAUGAUUUGCUUCCCCGCCAACCGCCACCGCCCAAUGCCUACCAAUCACCCGAAAACCAUCACCGCCGCCACCAUUGCCGCCGCGUGCUUCUCUCCCAUUCCGAUUCGGACCUCACAUUCCGCCUCCACAACACCACCCCAUUCGGCUUCUCCGUCAGCCGUCUUUCAACAGGGGAAAGUCUGUUUGACACCUCCCCUGAACCAAACAAUCCCGGUACUUUCCUCAUUUUCAAAGAUCAAUAUCUCCAGCUAUCCACGUCUUUGCCAUCGGAAAGGGCCAAUUUGUACGGCUUCGGAGAGCAUACAAAGAGCUCAUUUAGACUUCAGCACAAUCAGACGCUGACGCUCUGGAAUGCAGACAUUGGAAGCGCCAAUGUUGAUCUGAAUCUGUACGGAUUCCACCCUUUUUAUUUGGAUGUUCGAUCAUCUAACGGGACCAGCCAUGGAGUUUUGUUGCUCAAUAGUAAUGGGAUGGAUAUUGUUUAUAAUGGAGAUAGGAUCACUUACAAAGUCAUCGGUGGGAUUUUUGAUUUGUACUUUUUCGCCGGACCGACCCCAGAGAUGGUUGUGGAUCAGUAUACUCGGCUCAUUGGUCGCCCUGCUCCCAUGCCGUACUGGUCUUUCGGAUUUCACCAAUGCCGUUAUGGCUAUAAAAAUGUUUCUACUCUUGAAAGAGUUGUUGCUGGUUAUGUGAAUGCUGGGAUUCCGCUUGAAGUCAUGUGGACGGAUAUUGAUUACAUGGAUGCUUACAAGGAUUUUACACUAGAUCCUGUUAAUUUCCCCGCGGACAAGAUGAACAUUUUCAUUGAUAUGCUUCACCAAAAUGGUCAGAAAUAUGUGGUGAUUGUUGAUCCUGGUAUUAGCAUUAAUGAGACUUAUGAGACUUACAUAAGAGGAAAGCAGGCAGAUGUAUUCAUAAAGCGGAACAAUGCACCAUAUGAGGGUGUUGUUUGGCCCGGAAAAGUAUACUUCCCAGAUUUCGUAAACCCUGCAACUGGACUCUUUUGGAGCAAUGAAAUUAGUCUAUUCCACAAGCUUAUCCCCUUUGAUGGUCUAUGGAUUGACAUGAAUGAGAUAUCAAAUUUCAUCACCUCUCCUCCUGCCUCUUCAUUGUCUAAUUUUGAUGACCCUCCUUAUAAGAUUAACAACUCCGGAACUCAAGCACCCAUCAUUUUCAAAACAGUCCCCGGAACUGCUACGCAUUUUUCGGGUACCUCGGAGUAUAAUGUCCACAAUCUUUAUGGAUUUCUGGAGUCCAAAGCGACGAAUCAAGGAUUAGCAGAACUGAAAGGUAAAAGGCCAUUUGUACUUUCAAGAUCGACUUUUGUAGGUUCUGGUAAGUUUACAGCACACUGGACUGGAGAUAAUGCUGCCACUUGGAAUGAUUUGGCUUUCACAAUACCUACCACUUUGAGUUUUGGACUUUUUGGAGUUCCAAUGGUGGGAGCAGAUAUAUGCGGCUUUUCUGGAAACACUACUGAAGAGCUUUGUCGCCGUUGGAUUCAGCUUGGAGCCUUUUAUCCUUUUGCUAGAGAUCAUUCUUCAAAAGAUACAAUCUCUCAAGAAUUGUAUAUUUGGGAAUCUGUUGCAGAAUCUGCGAAGAAAGUACUUGGUCUCCGCUACCAGUUAUUACCAUACUUUUAUACACUAAUGUACAAGGCACAUAAGAAAGGAACUCCCGUUGCCAGACCACUCUUCUUCUCCUUUCCAGAAGACACGAAUACCUAUGGAAUUGACACGCAAUUUCUUCUCGGCAAAGGUGUACUAGUUUCACCGGCACUUAAACCUGGAGUUGUUACAGUUGAUGCGUACUUUCCGGCAGGGAACUGGUUUAGCCUAUUCAAUCAUUCGGAAUUCCUGAGUGUGAGUAAAGGGAAGUAUGUAACAUUAGAUGCGCCCUCAGAUCAUAUAAACGUGCAUGUUCGAGGAGGAAAUAUAUUAGCAAUGCAAGAACAGGCUAUGACAACUGAGGCAGCCCGAAAAACACCAUUCAAUCUUCUGGUGGUUGUCAGCGCAGAAAAAAACAGCACCGGAGAAUUGUUCCUUGAUGAUGGAGAGGAAUUAGAGAUUGAAAGUGAGAGAGGGAUGUGGACAUCUGUGCAAUUCAGUGGCUACCAAAUUCAUGAUAAGAACACGAUAACAGUUACAGUCGAGUCAAGAGUUCUUAACCCGAACUUUGCUUUAAGACAGAGAUGGAUCAUUACCAAGGUUACACUUAUAGGCCUUGAAAAUGUUGGAGGACUAAGGAGUUAUCAAGCAAGAUCAAGUAGGAGGAGGGAGAGAAGAAAUCAUCAGAACACAGGAAGUAGUAAAUUUAAGGUCAAGGGACAGUUUGCCUCUGUGGAGAUUUCAGGCCUCGAAAUUCUUAUUGGAGAGGAAUUUACAUUAGAGCUUAAUCUCAGUAAAUGACCAUGAUCUUCAAAGGGAACAAGCAGAAGAUUAAAUAAAAGGGAAACAGAAUAAGAGUCUACAAAGGUACUACGACCAGACAGUUUGAUUAGCAGAAGAAACUGUUCUAAGCUCAAAACACUCAUAUUAGUUAGGGACGGGGAAAUCGAAAUAACAGAGUCCGUCUCCGUGUGCUUUCUUUCAUGGGUGGAUGAUUCAUUCAAGAAGAGAUUUGUUAUGAGAAUAUAUGGCAUUGAAGAUACCAAAAGGCAUCUUCACACUGUCAGUCUGUUAGAUGUUAGAAGCACAGUGAAACUUAAAACAAAUUAUAAAUCAAACUUAAAAGAGACAAGCUUUUGUAUUGAUCUGUCCAAACUCCACCCUUUGCACAAAUGUAUGAGGUGAUGUCCACUAAGAUUUUCCUUCUUCAAUUAGAUCUAGAUACAUG
Messenger RNA from Oldenlandia corymbosa var. corymbosa, 4547 nucleotides. NCBI's taxonomy places the organism in Eukaryota, Viridiplantae, Streptophyta, Magnoliopsida, Gentianales, Rubiaceae. The record is from the annotation of a GenBank genome assembly.